AUGGAGAAGGCAGCCGAGGAGAAGGACAGUAGUAGUAGCAGCAGCUUGGUGGCGGCGAUCGAGAUGGACAAGACACUCGGGUACUCUAUGCGAGGAGGAGAGAAGCUGAGGGGAGAGGGGUCCGUUAGCAGCGGCUCGGUGGUGGAGAUACAAGAGGUGGAGAAGAUGGCAGAGCACUCCGGGGGAGCAAAUGAGGAGCUCAUGGAUGGUUCCGAGGAGAAGGGCAACUAUAGCAGUUGGGUGGUGGAGAUGGAGAAGCAACUCAAGGACACCAGGCCAUCCAUGGAGAUGGCGCGGUGGAAGCAGCGCUCCAUCUAUCGGGUGCCGGAGUUUAUCAAGAAGAUGACCAACAGAGAUGCCUACCAGCCACAGUUGAUGUCGCUGGGGCCCUUGCACCACGGCGAGCCCCACCUCCUGCCCAUGGAGGAGCACAAGGGACGGGCGGUGCUGCACAUGGUUAACUGGGUCGGGAAGCCUCUAACGGAGUUCGUCGUAGCAAUUGAGGAAGUGGCGGAUGAGCUCGAGGCCGCCUACGAUGACCUUGAUGGUAGGUGGCGUGGAGUGAACAGGGGUAGCUUCGUGCAGAUGAUGGUCACGGAUGGAUGCUUCCUGUUGGAGCUGAUGAGGAUACAGCAAAGUCUAUACGAGGAUGGGGGGCUAGAUACUGGUUACACGGCCAACGACCCCGUUUUCAGCAGGCACAGCUUUCUUAGUUUGUGGCCAAUAAUGAAGAACGACAUGAUCGCCAUGGAAAACCAAAUACCUCUAACCGUUCUGCAGAGAAUCUUGUUUGCUAGCCGGAGUGGCACACCCCCGAGUGCUCGAGAGAUCAACGAUAUCGCGCAACUACUUCUUCGUUGUGGCCCACGAUUUGAGGAAGGCUUGGACAACCUAGGCCUCCAUUUCCUGGACAUUCUUCGCAAAAGCUAUUGUGGCACCACUCCACAUUGGCAAGCGUCGGACGAUGAGUAUGAGCCUCGCACGCCCUGUGCAGUUGAGUUGAGCGAGGCAGGGAUCCAGUUCGAAAAAACAAAUACGGAAAACAUUCACGACGUUGACUUCGUAAACGGCGUGCUGAGCAUGCCGCUGUUAACGUUCUAUGAUCAAACGGAGGGGGAGCUCCUCAACCUGAUGGCAUUUGAGUGGCUACAUCCUGACGCCAAACACGAUGUGAGGUUCUACGUCUGCUUCGUGGACAAACUUACCGAGUCAGAAAGAGAUGUGGCACUUCUCAGGUCCAAAGGGCUCUUGAUAAACAUGGUAGGCAGCGACAAGGUGGUGGUGGAGAUGUUCAACACCCUCACCAAGUUAGUACGGACGCCGCCCCGAGGCAGCAGGCUAGGCCACGUGCAAUGGAAGGUGAACGACCACUGCAGGAAGCGCCGGAACAAAUGGCGCGCCAUGUUCAUGAACAACUACUUCAGCAACCCCUGGGUGUUCAUCUCCCUCGUGGCCGCCGUCAUCCUGCUCAUCGCCACCAUCAUGCAGACCAUUAUUAUUUGUAGUGAGAUUGUGUUACUGUGA
Messenger RNA from Panicum virgatum (switchgrass), 1524 nucleotides. Its product is annotated as UPF0481 protein At3g47200-like. The transcript has 2 exons. The record is from RefSeq and is a predicted model, not a curated record. Bases 1 to 1524 code for a protein of 507 amino acids. Lineage: Eukaryota; Viridiplantae; Streptophyta; Magnoliopsida; Poales; Poaceae.